AUGUCGGUGUUAGCUCUCCAAGAAUAUGAAUUCGAGAGGCAGUUCAACGAGGACGAAGCCAUCCGGUGGAUGCAGGAGAACUGGAAGAAGUCCUUUCUGUUCUCGGCGCUGUACGCCGCCUGCAUCCUGGGCGGCCGCCAUGUCAUGAAGCAGAGGGAGAAGUUUGAGCUGAGGAAGCCGCUGGUGCUGUGGUCGCUCACGCUCGCUGCGUUCAGUAUAUUUGGUGCCAUCCGUACCGGGAGCUACAUGACUUACAUCCUGAUGACCAAAGGGCUUAAACAGUCAGUUUGUGACCAGAGCUUCUACAACGGGCCAGUCAGCAAGUUCUGGGCAUACGCCUUCGUUCUUAGUAAAGCACCUGAACUGGGCGACACCCUCUUCAUCGUCCUGAGGAAACAGAAGCUCAUCUUCCUCCACUGGUACCACCACAUCACCGUGCUGCUCUACUCCUGGUACUCCUACAAAGACAUGGUGGCCGGGGGCGGCUGGUUCAUGACCAUGAACUACUUGGUGCACGCCGUCAUGUACUCUUACUACGCCCUGCGGGCGGCCGGCUUCAAGGUGUCCCGCAAGUUCGCCAUGUUCAUCACGCUGACCCAGAUCACCCAGAUGCUGAUGGGCUGCGUGGUCAACUACCUGGUGUACUCGUGGAUGCAGCAGGGCCAGGAGUGCCCCUCCCACAUGCAGAACAUUGUGUGGUCCUCCCUCAUGUACCUCAGCUACUUCGUGCUCUUCGUGCAGUUCUUCUACGAGGCCUACGUGGGCAAGUCCAGGUCAGCCGCCGUGACUCUCAGCAAGAAAAGCGAGUAG
Molecule: messenger RNA, 810 nt
Organism: Menidia menidia (Atlantic silverside)
Lineage: Eukaryota; Metazoa; Chordata; Actinopteri; Atheriniformes; Atherinopsidae
Source: the annotation of a GenBank genome assembly